Molecule: messenger RNA, 615 nt
Organism: Eruca vesicaria subsp. sativa (arugula)
Lineage: Eukaryota; Viridiplantae; Streptophyta; Magnoliopsida; Brassicales; Brassicaceae
Source: the annotation of a GenBank genome assembly
AUGAGAUUGUUACCUAAAGAUAAUUAUGAGGCUGCUUCAGCUCCUAGUACUGCACUUGACCAUUUGAGCAGCAGUAAUGCACUGUCAGCAGGAGCAUGGGCUGAUAGUCUUACUAACAUAAGUAUAGGUGAUCUACUUUGUGAAGCGCCUGAUGACAUAGAUAGUGACUAUGUGGAUCCACCAGCCACUGAGGGUUCACAUUGCCCCCUUCGAGAUGUAUCAUUUGCCUCAGAAUUUUUUGAUGCUGCAAUUGCUGCUCAUAUACUAAGACACCAGAACAAGCCAAGUGGUCUAAUACCGGUGACUUCUGGCUCUUCAUCUCUAUGGGAUGAUGAAGAUACACGUGAUGCCUUCUCCUUCCAUAAGAAUCGUCAUGCAAGCUCUUCCAAGUUGGCUAAUGUUAGUACUGGCAGAAAAAAUGGAGAGUCUUCUCAGUUAGUGGAGGCUACAUCCGGUGAUGAGGGGCCUUGCAACCUUCUUGAUCAGCAGGGAGAUCCAAUGGAAGAGAUUCCAAGAUACCCUUGUACGAUUGAUUCUCCAGGGAAGACCAUCUAUGGGCUUGCGGAUGUUUAUUGGGUAAGUGAAGUCUCAAAAUCUCAUAUUCGUUUCCUCUAA